This is a messenger RNA of Cordyceps fumosorosea ARSEF 2679, 1821 nucleotides long. RefSeq lists its product as hypothetical. The transcript has a single exon. Lineage: Eukaryota; Fungi; Ascomycota; Sordariomycetes; Hypocreales; Cordycipitaceae. Bases 1 to 1821 code for a protein of 606 amino acids. The record is from RefSeq and is a predicted model, not a curated record.
AUGGAUAAUAUCAAAAGUCAGGACAGCUGCAGCAACAACGACAUCGAUCGGCGCCGAGAGGAGCUCGUCAAAUUCGCUACAAACUGCUUAGACGCAGCUAGGCCCUGCAUCCCGGAACUCGAGGCGCUUCUCGAUGCCUUCACAGGCGCCCAAGUCACGUAUAUCCGGGAAACUGGCCUCAUUACCUGGCUACGGGAUCUUCGGCAUAAUGUGCAGGCCGUAGAGGCCACAAUCCAGAAGCUAAAGCAACCCCCACAACAUAGGCUACAUAAUGAGCCGGGUGGCAAUGGUCGAAGCGAAAAAGUUGCCAGCAAUAAUUCCGCAGAUACGGAUGGGGGCGAGGUCGUCACCAAGGCCGACUUGGACGCCAUCUGGAAGCGGCUUGAGCCGCGAACCACGGACCUCUCCCACACCACCAGCCGCUGGCAGGUGCUACGGCGGUGCGCCAGCCUCGUCACUGUGAAGCGUACGUUCCAAGGAGUGCCACGGGAGGUCCGACGCGCGGCCGUCCUCAAGCGCGGCCCGCAGACGGGUCAUGAGAAGAUGAUGCUUGACCGACUUAUCAAGGAGCAGGCCAAGGCCGAGGUGACCAUCGUCGACCGCGGCGCGUGCUGGAUCGACGUCCGCUGGAUCAGCACCAACCGUCUCGCGCGACAGAUGACCGACUCGGGCUGGUCCUGGGGCGAGUACCAAUCUGGCGAUAUCGUUGACCGCGACGAGUGGGAGGAUGCGCCGUUUGUCAAGCAGGUGCGCCGCGUUGUUGCCGCCGCGCGCUGUAACCGUCAUGAGUAUCGCUUCCCCACCAUCCGCCUGGUGCUGCCCAACCUAACCCGCGGCAAAAACGCGGACAUUGACGUACUCCUCGAGCAGCUCCCGCGGAUCGACCCGAGUGUCAACCUCGUCGUCGAGGAUGCUGCGAGCAACUUCUUGUCGCAGCCUGCGCCGCCCCUCGCCGAUACCAUCCGGGCGCUUGUCGGAUCAGGCAGCCUGCAAGUACCACUCACCGACACCAUCAACCUCGAGCACACGGUCCUCGUCGACCUCAUCUCGGACCUCACCCACCUGCGCCUGGAGCCGCAGCCGUGGCAGUCGCGAUCCACCCGCGCGCAGAUCGAGGAGGAAAAUGCGCACGCUGAUGGCGUCAUGGCCCCCGUGCUCUACCCGCUCCUACAGGGACGCCGGCUCGUCUGCACACACGAGGCCGCCAACCACUUCCACGCUAUGCUCACCACGGUCGGGACGGCGACGGAGCGCGAGCGCGGCCGUCUGCUCGUGCCGGACUACGGUGACGGUGCAGCAGGCAGCUCGUCCUCGCCGGCCACCGCCGUCCUUCGCGCGCGCUUCGACGCUCUCUCGGUGCGGCCUUUGCCCGCAGACAUACAGUUCCCCGUUGAGGUGCUCGCGGCUGACGAGCCGUGGAAUGAAGACCAGGUGCGGCGCCUGGUCGAGCAGGACGGCGUGUUACCGCCGGUCGCUCUCGAGAUUACGCGGUGCGGCGUCCUCCGCAGCUCCCGGUUUAGCACGUACAUGCACGGCUGGCGGGCUGACAUCGUAACCGUAACGUCGAACAAGGAGAUUCGCCCGCACAUGCGCAGCUGGGUCGAGGCCGCCCGCACCCACGAUGAUGAGCGCGGGCCGCAGCUCUACUGCGUUGAUGUCACCCGCAACCUGCUCGCCAAGGGUGCCCAGCCGCCGCCGGGCUGGAAUGAGAAGGUGUCGAACAAGGAGGGGGGAGAAGAAGCUUGCGCGAAUCUUUUGUCUUGUGAGGUUGGCGUCUCCAGCAACUGCAGUCGCAACAUGCCUUCUUACAUCGAAACUUGA